This is a messenger RNA of Pogona vitticeps (central bearded dragon), 4247 nucleotides long. NCBI's taxonomy places the organism in Eukaryota, Metazoa, Chordata, Lepidosauria, Squamata, Agamidae. The record is from RefSeq and is a predicted model, not a curated record.
AUGGCAGCUGAGAUGCGGUGUCAUGGACAAUGCCAAUUCGGGGUGAACGAAGAACACUUAAGGGAAGCCAUGAAGAUACCAAAGUUGUUCUACGCUUUUGCAGUGUUUACAUGUGCUGCUAUUUAUGCUGUAUAUGUAAAAUGGAAUUUGGACUUUAAAACAAAAGAUGCUGCUCUUGAUUUGGAGAACCAGCUCGACAGGGAGUCAUCACAAACAGAUCAGUCAGUUUUUUAUGGAAUCAUGUUUGAUGCUGGAAGCACAGGGACCCGAGUACAUGUAUUCAAGUUCUCACAGAAACCAAAAGAAAUUCCUAAACUAAUCCACACCACAUUUAAAGCGCUGCAACCAGGACUUUCUGCCUAUGCUGAUGAUGCUGAUAAGGUGAAGGAUGUGUUUCAAGAGUCUCCAUUUUUGGUAAGCGAUGAUUGUGUCUCCAUAAUGGAUGGAACAUAUGAAGGCAUCUCAGCAUGGAUUACUGUCAAUUUUUUAACAGGUCGCUUAAAUGCUCCAGGCAAGAAAUCUGUAGGAAUGCUGGACCUAGGAGGUGGAUCAAUUCAGAUUACAUUUCGGCUAAGCACUGAGACAACUUUGAAGAGGUCAUCUACUGAUCGUAUCACUUCCUUUCAGCUGUUUAACAGCACAUACCAGCUAUAUUCAUACAGUUACUUGGGACUUGGAUUGAUGUCAGCAAGACUGGCCAUUUUAGGAGGUGUUGAAGGAGAAGCCUUAAAAGAAGGUGAAAUACUAGCAAGCCCCUGCUUGUCACCCGAUUUCCAAGGCGAGUGGGAGCACACCAAGAUAAUGUACAAAAUAAAAGGGCAGAAGGCAGAAAUGCCUCUCUUUGAAUCAUGUUCAGAUGAAAUAGCAAAAUUGCUCAGCAAGAAGGUUCACGAAACAGACGAAGUAAAGGAUUUGGAUUUUUAUGCUUUUUCCUAUUAUUAUGACUUGGCUGUGGAUGCUGGUUUAAUAGAUGGUGAAAAAGGAGGGACCCUGGCAGUCGGUGACUUUGAAACUGCUGCAAAGAAUGUGUGCAAAUCCAUGGAGGUUCAACGAGGAGAACAUCCUUUUCUCUGCAUGGAUCUCACCUAUAUCAGUUUGCUGUUGGAAGAGCUAGGUUUUCCAAAGAGCCAUACUCUUGCGCUUGCUCGAAAGAUCAACAACACUGAAACCAGCUGGGCCCUGGGAGCAAUCCUUCAUUACAUGGAUUCACUUCACAAGUUGCAAUAUUAGGGCUUUUAGGGUCAGUGGGUGGUAGCAAAAGUGGGAGAAUAUGACUCCACAGCUCUGGAGAAGUUACAGAAAUAUAGUUCUGGUCAAUUUGUCAGACGGGAGACUACUGUAAGCCCUGGUCCCUGGUAUUACGAGUAAAUUACUACUUACACAAUGCUACUAACAGAAUAAAGAACAGGAUAUUUGAUACACACAAGGAGAGCUUUCUCUCUCACACACACACACACACACAAGUUUUGGCCUAUUUCUGCAUGGAACUCUAGAACUCUGGUGCUUUAACUUUGGGAGAUUAACAUAACAUUAUCUCUGUGAUCACACAUCCUUUUAACAAUAUCUGUCAAAAAUAAUUGGUAUUGUUCUGGAAAACUAUAGGCCCUGGCAGCUUAAACCAAGACACCAUACCAGAGAUUAAACUGGAUGAAUGUAAAUACAAUCUUCUGAUUUACAAUGAGAAUUUGGUCAUAUUCUCCAAUUACCUUGUAGUCUCUGUGAGAACAGCACACCAAACAGACCUUGGCCCUUAACAUUAGCAUAAUGACGCUAGUGUCAGAAAUAAAUGCAACGUUCUGAAUUUUCUUUGAUUUCUUUUAAUGCUUGUUAACUAACUUGAUGUCUGCUUUGUAACACUGGUUUGGUCAGUCAGACUCUUGCUAAUAUGUAUUGCAACUUGCCAUUCAAACACUGGGUUGUCGGUUCUUGAGAAGCUCCACCAUUAAAGUGCUGUACUGGGUUAUUUUGAAGGUGGGUUAAAGGCUUUCUUUAUAAGCUGAAGUCAGCUGGAGUUUUUCCAUUGACUUUGGCAUAAUUUUUUUAUCUUGUGGUGCUAACAAAUCCUGAAUGUUAAGAGGCAUCUGAUUGAAGGCACGAGAGCGCUAUGUAUAGAGCUUGGGAAAGUUGUUUUUUUUUUUAACUUUUGGCACCCAACUCCCAGAAUUCUCCAAUCAGAACAGCUAAUGAACUCUGGUGCUGGUGGCCAUGAUUUCUAGAGCGGAGACUCUAGGUCUUGAAAUCCAAAAAGGUAGCUUUUCCAACUUCUCAUCAGGUAUCCGCCUUCUGCAGAUACCUGUGUCUUCAUGUAUCUCACAGAUACAUAGUGGCUGGGGCAGGUAUCCUAAUGUAUAAAUGGCUCCUAGAUGAGUCCUCAGUCUUGAGCUUGUAUCUGAAACCUCUGGAGGUAAAUAACCCAGAGUAUAAAAGAGAUAUUAAAGGAAUUAGAUUAUCUAUUGGCAAGUUCUCUUUAAAUAUCAAAACAGAAUACUGCCUCUUAAAAAUAUAUAUGUGAGACUCUUUGGAUCUGGAUUUCAUUCUGCUUAUGGAAUGUAGAGCUUUGUGCCUUGUUUUUUUUUUAGUCUGUCUCAUGAUGCCACACAGAACCCAUUAGCUAGGGGGUUAAGCCAGUAGCCAAAUACCAUACGUACAUUAGCCUGGCUGAUAGAUCUAGUCAAGACAGGGAGUUGGAAGUCAAUUUCUAAUAUGAAUAUCUCUCUGGAUUAUUAGUUAAUUGUGUAGUGUAAUUGCAUUACUCCAUGCAUAAUUUCCUAAUGGUCCAGGCACUUCAUUUCCCUUCCUUCUUUCUUCCCAUUCAUUGACACCCAUUCUCACUUCCGAGUGGCAUAAUGAAUUGUUUCUUUCUUGCCAGAAUUGCCAACAAUUCUAACAUUUCAAGCAGGCGGUUAAACAGCAUAGAUGGAAUUUUGCUAAAAUACAGUAUCCAUAGGGAUCAAACAGCCAAAUUGUUGGGGGCACAGCGAAAGCCAGAUUGGGCUUUACAAUUACUCACUGAUCUUUACAAUUAUUCACUGAUGGAUGAAACACUGGGUCAAGAGAGCAAGCAGAUCUCUCAUAGAACGUAUUCAUCACACAAAGUCUUGUGCAGAUAGCGCCCCCAUGCCUGUAUCUAUCAUCCGAUGCUUUCCUUCCCAUUUUCCUACCCCAAAAUGGCCUGUUUGUUUGCUAUGCACAUUUGCAUCCAUUUCACUAAGAAUGGUUAUAUUUUUCUGGAAUGCUUAGGUAAUACUUGGUGGGUUCUGAAAGGAAUCAGCUGCAUGCACUUCUUGCUUAAUUUACUUUCAGAUUGUAUGAGUCUUUAGCGUUAUAUAUAUAUGUAAAUUUGAUAGGGAAUUGGGAGGUUUACAAAUCUUCUUGGGCUACCAAGGGGAACUCCUUUAAAAAUGUUCUUGAAGUGCCACUUCAUAUGAACAUUGUCUGCUUUGUGAAUAAUUGAAUGUAUCAUUGAUGCACUGAGCAAGGGUUAUAGAAAACUGGCCAAGAUUCAGGGCAAAAGCAUGUGUGAUUGUGUGUGUAUGUGCAUGUGUGUGCCUCACUAGGUACCUUGUUGGAUGUUUUUAAAGGGUGUCUGCCGCAAAGGAAGACACUUGUUUUGUCAGAACUGCAACAUGUUGCCGAUGUUGCCAUCCCAAUGAAAAGCUGCCCUCUCUGUUGCUAAGAGCUCUGCAGGUGGGGAGUAACCCUUGUGCUUUUGCUAGAGCUUUUCAGCUAACACAAGGUGGAAGAGGAUGAGGACUGCAGUGGGAGAGGCAGGACUUAACCAUUUCCUCCUUGUCUGCUGCCAAAUUGUGCCUGCUGCUAUUGUUUAAAGACCUGACAUGGUUCCUGGUGACACAUUUAGCAUUAUACGUAGUUUGUCUCUAAGAUGGAAAACAAAACAGGGGGGCUGCAGUUCUAUCAGCAUACUGCACUGAUUACAUGGAAGCAGUUCAUGAAGGAGAAAAAAGACAUAGAUUAUCCAGUAAUUUCAAUACAUCUGGUACUGUAAUCAUGUGUAUUUAAUACUGUAUAGUACUUCAUCUUGCAGCUUUGGCUGAUCUGAUUAAUAAGCCACUUUAAGAGUGUCUUCUUCUAAGCACAAAAUCUUAUGGGGAAAUAAGUCAAAACUCUGGGAAAACUCUGCUAGUAUUUGAUUGUCAUUGCCUUGUUCACUUGAAGCAGCAUGUGUCCAAAUAUAUUUCAGAAUUUAAAAAAAAAGAAUUUUAUUCUCAUUAAAAAAAUUUAUUACA